Messenger RNA from Sipha flava (yellow sugarcane aphid), 705 nucleotides. It is a transcript of the gene Sf3b6, whose product is annotated as splicing factor 3B subunit 6. Gene Ontology annotation, molecular function: mRNA binding. Bases 224 to 598 code for a protein of 124 amino acids. NCBI's taxonomy places the organism in Eukaryota, Metazoa, Arthropoda, Insecta, Hemiptera, Aphididae. The transcript is spliced from 4 exons. Gene Ontology annotation, cellular component: nucleus; cytoplasm; ribonucleoprotein complex. The record is from RefSeq and is a predicted model, not a curated record.
UAUCUUGUAGUGACAAUUAGUAUUUCAUUUACGUUCGUUCAAAAUAGUUGACUACUAUUUUCUAACGUAAUUAAUCGUUGAAAAAACAUUUUAAGUAUCGAUAAUUGUAGAUCUUUGGAUUUUAAAUUAUUUCUAUUUCCUCAUUUGAUACUUACAGAUUAUUUCUGUUUUUGUUUUUGUAAUUUUUUUGCGUGUUCUUUUCUAUAGAAUAAAAAUAUAAACAAUGGCUCUCGCUAGUAUGCAAAGGAAAACCAAUGUGCGAUUACCUCCGGAGAUAAACAGAGUUCUAUACAUAAGAAAUUUACCUUACAAAAUAACAGCUGAAGAGAUGUACGAUAUUUUUGGAAAAUAUGGUGCUAUUCGUCAAAUUAGAGUAGGAAAUACUCCUGAUACAAGAGGAACAGCGUUUGUAGUAUACGAAGAUAUAUUUGAUGCAAAGAAUGCCUGCGAUCACUUGUCUGGAUUCAAUGUUUGCAACCGAUACUUAGUUGUUUUAUAUUAUCAGUCAACCAAAGCGUUUAAAAAAUUGGAUACUGAUAAAAAGAAAGCAGAAUUAGAAAAAGUAAAAAUGAAGUAUGGUUUGAGUGAAGAAAAUUAGAGGUGAUUUAUUUCAUUUGGUUCGGCUGACACAGAUUAAAGACAUAUUAUAAUGUAUUGAUUUCACUAUACCAUAAUAUGUAAAUAUAAAACUAAUAAAUAUGUGUU